Kalmanozyma brasiliensis GHG001 is the source of this 702-nucleotide messenger RNA. Its product is annotated as Small GTPase superfamily. The record is from RefSeq and is a predicted model, not a curated record. Gene Ontology annotation, molecular function: GTPase activity; GTP binding. Lineage: Eukaryota; Fungi; Basidiomycota; Ustilaginomycetes; Ustilaginales. The transcript has a single exon. The coding region runs from base 1 to 702 and encodes 233 amino acids.
AUGUCGGCCUCGAACGACGUGCCGACGCUCAAGAUCCUUCUCAUUGGCGCCUCCUCCGUGGGCAAAUCAUCCCUCCUCCUUCGUUUCACGGACGAUGAGUUCCUCGCAUCUGAAGAGACCACUGCGACCAUCGGAGUUGACUACCGGAUCAAAGGCAUAGAAGUCGGCCGUAAGCGUUUCAAGCUUUCGAUCUGGGACACAGCAGGUCAGGAACGCUUCCGCACCCUCACCUCGUCUUACUACCGCGGCGCGCAGGGCGUCAUCAUCGCCUACGACGUGACGCAGCGGGACACCUUCGAUGCUCUGCCGACGUGGUUCAACGAGCUCGAGACGUUCACCACCAGCGAUGACGUCGUGAAAGUUGUGGUGGGCAACAAGGUGGACAAGGAGCUAUCGCGAGUGGUGACGACCAAGGAAGGGGAGGAGUUCGCGGAAAAGAUGGGGUGUCUGUUCGUCGAGUGCAGCGCUAAGAAGGGUGUUGGGGUGAAUGGAGCUUUCGACGAACUGGUGAAUCGGAUCGUCUCGACACCGAGUCUGUGGCAGAAGACAGCGCCGGGUGAGAGGAGACCAGGGGAUAGGAUGCCCGGUGGCGUACCGGCUGCUCACGCUGCGGACAGCAGUAGGGGGAACAUCUCAUUGACGGACAGAGAAGGCGUUGUCGGGUAUGGGCUGGGCGUUGCAAGAGAUAACUGCAAUUGCUGA